AUGGCUCGUUCCAGAGCUCCUUCGUCCUGCUUUGGAGCUAAAAAGCAAAGAUUAGAUGAGGAAUCAACAUCCCGAUCAUGUGUUACUCGUAAUGGCCUAAGCACACACGGGGUUGUUAGACGCGAAAUGUGUUACUUUUGUUUUGAUGUUCUUCACAAUCAUUUACAUAAUAUUGAACCUCCUCCUGCCCCCAAAACAUUUCCAAACAGCUCUUAUCCGCUUUUCGUGACAUGGACUUACGGAAAAGAAGAAAAACUGCGUGGAUGUAUUGGAACGUUUACCGCCUUGAAUAUCCAUAAUGGUCUUCGUGAAUACGCAAUCAACAGUGCUAUGAAGGACAGUCGUUUCUCACCAAUAACGGAAGAGGAGUUUCCUCAUCUCACAUGUUCUGUAUCCUUGUUGUUAAAUUUUGAGGAGGGUAAAAACUAUCAUGAUUGGCAGAUUGGUGUUCAUGGAAUUCGAAUUGAAUUCGUUAAUGAAAAGGGAUAUCAUCGUACUGCUACGUAUUUGCCUGAAGUUGCCUAUAAACAAGGUUGGAAUCAUUGUGAAACAAUUGAUUCACUUCUACGUAAAGGUGGUUAUCGUGGUACUAUCAAUGAAGCAUUUCGACAAUCUAUUCGUUUAACUAGAUAUCGUAGCGAAAAAUAUAGUGUUCAUGCAACAGAAUAUUUACGUGCUCGUCAAAAUGGUUAUCGUGUUUAA
Molecule: messenger RNA, 702 nt
Organism: Schistosoma turkestanicum
Lineage: Eukaryota; Metazoa; Platyhelminthes; Trematoda; Strigeidida; Schistosomatidae
Source: the annotation of a GenBank genome assembly